AUGUCCACAGCGGUCAUACAGGGUAGCUCCGGAGGCCUAGGAUUUGCUCUCACGCAACAUGUCCUCAAGCACACUUCUCUCAACGUAUUUGCAUUGACUCACCGGUCAGCGAAAGAGCUACAAGAACGGCUGGGACAUCACGAGCGUUUGACCGUCUUGGAUAGAGUCGACAUCAGAGAUGAAGGGACUUUGGAAAAGGCUGCAAGUACAGUGAGAGAGAGGCAAGGAAACGAUUCCGUGAGAUUGAUAGCCUGCUUCGCGGGUGUCCUCGAGCCCGAGAAAUCCUUGAGAAUGAUCAACCCUCAAACUCUUCUCGACACCUUUCAAAUCAAUUGCAUGGGCCACCUAUUGACCUACAAGCACUUUGUGCCUCUUAUUCCCAGCAAAAAAGCCUUUGCAGAGCUGAAGUGGGAUGAGGAUCCGGCGAAAGGACUCGUUGCAAAAACCAAUAGUCUGUGUUUCUCGUUGAGCGCGAGAGUGGGGAGUAUAGAGGAUAACAAGAAAGGAGGGUGGUACUCUUAUCGAGCAUCAAAAGCCGCGCUCAAUCAAUUCAUCCGAACGCUGGAUCACGAGCUCGUCAACAAGUCCUCCUCUGGCGUCGCUAUGGCUUAUCAUCCCGGGACUGUCUUGACUUCAUUCACACGACCGAUCCUUGGAGCCAAAGCAGAACCGAAUCCAGACAAGGGACAAUUCUCAACGGAUCAAGCUGUGGAGCACCUCGUCAGUAUUAUGAGCAAAGCAUCGAGGGAACAAGAGUGGGGAGGCAGGUUGUGGGAUUACAAGGGAGAGCAGAUCCCCUGGUAG
Molecule: messenger RNA, 804 nt
Organism: Kockovaella imperatae
Lineage: Eukaryota; Fungi; Basidiomycota; Tremellomycetes; Tremellales; Cuniculitremaceae
Exons: 4
Coding region: 1-804 (267 amino acids)
Source: RefSeq, a predicted model, not a curated record